UAAAGGAAAUACAGUAUUGUGCGUUACUGUUGUUGGGUAGAUAUUAAAACCAUCAGCGUCAUUGUGUGUAGCUUCGACGCUGCUGACGGUUCCCUGUGCUGUAUGUUUUGUUUUUUGUUUUUUUCCACAAAGAUAUAUGCUGCUGUAAAACAUGGCAACUGACUGCGAGGCCUGGCUGAACGCGAACCCCGUGGAGGCUGACGACUUGAGCGAUUCCUUUGCAUCUUGUGAAGAAGACAAUGGAGGAGUGAUGGUGUCCAACAAGAACCUCAACAAAGAGAUCAAUGGCAAUUGGCUCUCUGUUUCCAGCAACACAGUCCAUGAGGCACGUCUCAAGGCAAAAGCCAAGCGGAGGCUGAGAAAGAACUCCUCCAGGGAUUCUGGCAGGGGGGACUCCCUCAGUGACAACGGGGAAGUUGUCAGGGGUUCCUCAGCAGCACCCACAAGCCCAAAGAGCAAGCUGCUGGACAGAAAGUCCCGACUUGGCAAGGGCAGAGGCCUGCCAAAGAAAGGUGGAGCUGGAGGCAAAGGUGUGUGGGGCAGGUCGGGGGAAGUCUAUGAGCCAGAGGUGGUAGACGAGAAAGACCCCAACUAUGAUGAAGCUCAGGUGAAUUGUGUGUAUGAGACUUUGGUGCCCCCACUGGAUGAGGCGGACUUUGAGAAGACCGUCACCCCCAUAGUGCAAGAGUACUUUGAGCAUGGUGACACAAAUGAAGUAGCGGAGCUGCUUGCAAAUCUGAACUUGGGUCCAAUGCGGAGUGAAGUGCCUACGUUGGCAGUGUCACUGGCGCUGGAGGCCAAGGCCAGCCACCGGGAGCUCACCUCCAGACUCUUGGCCAAUCUGUGUGGACCUGUGUUGACCCACAAUGACAUGGAAAGCUCUUUUGACAAACUGCUUCGAGACCUACCCGAUUUAGUGCUGGAUACACCCGGAGCACCACAGCUGGUGGGCCAAUUCAUUGCACGCGCUGUGAAAGACCAAAUUGUGUCCAAGAGUUACAUUGAAGGCUACAAAGGAAGAGUUGACUGUGAAUAUACAAGGGCAGCGUUGGACCGGGCUGCAGUACUGCUGAAGAUGAGUAUGGGUGGACUUCGCAGAGACAGCCAGUGGGGAACAGGUGGUGGGCAAAGUCCUGUCAUACAGCUUGUCAAAGAGAUGAACUUGCUUCUGAAGGAGUACAUCCUGUCUGGAGACAGCAAGGAGGCAGAGCGAUGUCUAAGGGAACUGGAGGUUCCUCAUUUCCACCAUGAGUUUGUCUAUGAGGCAAUCGUUAUGGUGCUGGAGUCCAAAGGAGAGAAAACAUUCACGAUGGUUCUGCAGCUGCUCAAAUCUCUCUCCUUGUCCUCCAUCAUCACUGUGGACCAAAUGAGAAGGGGCUUUGAAAGAGUUUACAUGGACAUUGCUGAAAUCAAUAUCGAUGUCCCCCGUGCGUACUUCAUCUUGGAGCAGUUUGUUGAAAAGAGCUUCAGUGUGGGAAUCAUUGACACAAAGCUCAGGGAUCUUUGCCCCUGUCGGGGCCGCAAGAGGUUUGUCAGUGAGGGAGAUGGUGGCUGUGUCAAAAUUGAAAGCUACUAAAGAGUUCUUUUUACACGCCAGACUUUGUGAAGAUAAGAAGCUACUUUUUACACUUGCAUAUAUUUUACAUAAUAGUUGGGUACAGUUGUCCCCCCCCCCCCCCCCAGCCGUUAAGAAUGUACAUUUCUUAAAGUGAGGUGGAGUCACACAUGCACUUUUGAUUGAAAACUGAAGUAGAUCACAUGUUCCAAGCUGUUUCAGUACAAACCUAAAUAAGCUAACCCUCAAAGUGCCACAUCUGUCAGUGCCGGACGGCACAUGUUCUGUACAGUAUGUUCUUGAUUUCACUGCCAUUCCUUUUGUUUUCUAGACAGCAGUGUUUAUACAGAUUUGACUGGUUUCUGGCAAGAGCUUUGUAAUGGAUGUUAAAAUAAAUACAGAAACUUUUUGGUUAAAUGCAAAACUG
Thalassophryne amazonica is the source of this 1982-nucleotide messenger RNA. It is a transcript of the gene pdcd4b, whose product is annotated as programmed cell death 4b. The coding region runs from base 152 to 1576 and encodes 474 amino acids. The record is from RefSeq and is a predicted model, not a curated record. The transcript is spliced from 12 exons. Gene Ontology annotation, cellular component: nucleus; cytosol. NCBI's taxonomy places the organism in Eukaryota, Metazoa, Chordata, Actinopteri, Batrachoidiformes, Batrachoididae. Gene Ontology annotation, biological process: negative regulation of DNA-templated transcription.